Molecule: messenger RNA, 3320 nt
Organism: Gambusia affinis (western mosquitofish)
Lineage: Eukaryota; Metazoa; Chordata; Actinopteri; Cyprinodontiformes; Poeciliidae
Product: NACHT, LRR and PYD domains-containing protein 3-like
Exons: 10
Coding region: 231-3197 (988 amino acids)
Molecular function (GO): metal ion binding; protein binding
Source: RefSeq, a predicted model, not a curated record
UAAAUCAGCUUUUGGAAACAUCCAGAGAUCCCGUCCAAAGUUACUUAAACCAGAACCAAACUGGAUUUUCAUGAUCCGCUUUAUGAAACGGGGCCGGGGUUAGGGUCGCCUCGCCUGUAGAGACACUGCGCAUGCGCAAACAUAAUCAACUGAUUUAUAGAAACCGAAAGUAACAAGUAUCCUUCAUUUCUGGACUCCAUUUUGUGGCGCAGACUUCAGCAGUCGGUCCGAUGGACGUUCCUCCAGAUGUGGAGGAGGACAGAGCCGGGCCUGUGGGGUCCAGCUGUCUGUCUCUGAAAAGUCAUCGGUCCAGAGGAGAUCCUCCAAACUUUAGUAAUGAUCCUGAUCCCUCUGGGUCAAAAGGUCAAAGCCACAUACAAACAUCAGCAGCUUCAUCAUUCAGCUGUGUGUCUCUGAAGUCUAGAGAACCACCUCUGGCCUUUAACCAAAACCCUGGAUCUUCUGAAACAAAAGGGAGGAAGAGGAGUGGUGAUUACGUGGAGGAGCAGCCGUCCUGCUGUGCUUUGUGCCAGCAUGGCUUAAAGGAUCCGGUCUCUACCUGUUGUGGGCACUGGUUCUGCAAACAGUGCAUCACCUCAUAUACAGGCUCCUUUUCUUCAGUAGGACACUCCUCUUGUCCCCAGUGUGGGAAAAGAUCUAGAAGCCUAACUGGUCAGCAGAUGGUGACUCAGAGAAGUGCUUUCAGUGCUCCCUGUUUGGACAACAGGUUUUCUAGAAACAAGAGCUCAUUCAUCCAAAGUAGGAUGAAUUCUGGCUAUUUAGCAGAUGUUGGACUGCAGCAGGUUCUAAAGGAACAUAAGAUCAGUCUGAGGAGGAGAUGUGAAUGUGUAAUUGAAGGAAGUGAUGAAACAGGAAGUAGAACCCUCCUCAACAGGAUCUACACUGAUCUCUACAUCACAGAGGGACAGAGUGAAGAGAUUAAUACACAACCUGAGGUGAAGCAGCUGGAGAGAGGUUCCAUGAUCCAGAACCUCCAUGACUCUCCAAUCAGGUGCCAUGACAUCUUUAAAUCCUUCCCUGACCAACAUGGAGCCAUCAGAGUGGUUCUGACCAACGGCGUCGCUGGUGUUGGAAAAACCUUCUCAGUGCAGAAGUUCACUCUGGACUGGGCAGAGGGCUUGGAGAACCAAGAUGUCAGUGUGGUGGUUCUGCUUUCAUUCAGGGAACUGAACUUGAUCAGAGAUGAGCAGCACAGUCUUCUCACGCUGCUCCAUGUUUUCCAUCCAACACUCCAGAAGCUCCCAGCAGAGCAGCUGGCUGUCUGCAAACUUCUCUUCAUCUUUGAUGGCUUGGAUGAAAGCAGACUUUCACUGGACUUCAACAACAGUCCGCUGGUUUCUGACGUCACACAGAAGUCAUCAGUCAAUGUUCUGCUGACAAACCUCAUCAAGGGGAACCUGCUUCCCUCGGCUCUCAUCUGGAUAACUUCCAGACCUGCAGCAGCCAAUCAGAUCCCUCCUUCAUUUGUUGCCAGGGUAACAGAAGUACGAGGCUUCACUGACUCCCAGAAGGAGGAGUAUUUCAGGAAGAGGUUCAGUGAUGAAGAGCUGUCCAGCAGAAUCAUCUCCCACAUCAAGACCUCCAGGAGCCUCCACAUCAUGUGUGGAAUCCCAGUCUUCUGCUGGAUCACUGCUACAGUUCUGGAGAACAUGUUGACCUCAGAGCAGAGAGGAGAGCUGCCCAAAACCAUGACUGACAUGUACUCACACUUCCUGCUGGUCCAGACAAAGAGGAAGAAGAACAAGUACCAAGAAGGAUGUGAGACAUGUGACAGCAAAGUUCUUCUGAAGCUGGGAAGGCUGGCGUUUGAACAUCUGCAGAAAGGAAACAUCAUGUUCUACCAAGAAGACCUGGAGCAGUGUGGUCUGGAUGUCACAGAGGCCUCAGUGUACUCAGGAGUUUGUACAGAGAUCUUCAAAAGAGAGAGUGUGAUCUUCCAGAAACCAAUCUACUCCUUUGUUCAUCUGACCGUUCAAGAGUUUCUGGCUGCAGUCUACUUGCUUUACUGUUUUAACAAGAAGAACACAGGAGUGUUGAAGAGAUUUUUGGGUAGAAAGUACAGUUACUCAUCUGUGGAUGACUCUGCUGAUAAACAUGUGUUUAAAUCUCUAAGACAUAAAAUUAUACCCUUAAACAAAGUUGAAAGUUACUCAUCUUUGGAUCACUUUCUAAAACGAGUCAUGGAGAAAUCCCACAAAAGUAAAAAUGGCCACCUGGAUCUGCUGGUUCGCUUCCUUCAUGGUCUCUCCAUAGAGUCCAAUCAGAAACUCCUAGAAGGUUUUCUUGGGCAGACAGAGUACAGCCCUGAAACUGUGCAGAAAGUAAUCAAUAAUCUAAAGGAGAUCAGUGUGUACCUGCGUGAGACCAACAUUUCUGGCAUUCGACAGAAGAUGAGGCGAUCUAAUCUCUGUCCAGACAGAAACAUUAACAUCUUUCAUUGUCUGAUGGAGAUGAAGGACAUCUCAGUUAAUCGGGAGAUUCAAGAGUUCAUGAAAUCAAACAACAGAUCAGAGCAGAAACUCUCAGAAAUCCAGUGCUCAGGUCUGGCCUACAAGCAGGAGAUGUCAGAGGAAGUUCUAGAUGAACUGGACCUUACAAAAUACAACACAACAAAGGAGGGACGGUGGAGACUCUUUCCUGUUGUGAGGAACUGCAGAAAAUUCCGAGUUGUUCGCUGUGAACUCUCAAAGCCUCACUGUGAAGUUGUGGCUUCGGCUCUGAAAUCCAACCCGUCACAUCUGAGAAGUUUGGACCUGAGCUGGAACAGAAUAUUUGAUUCUGGAGUGGUUCAUCUGUGUGCCGGGCUGGAGAGUCCAAACUGUAGACUAGAAGUCCUGAGACUGAUAAACUGCAGGUUGUCGGAGAUCAGCUGGGUUUCCCUGAUCUCUGCUCUGAAAUCCAACCCUUCAUAUCUGAUUGAAGUGGAUCUCAGUGAGAACAAAGACCUGAGAGAUGCUGCAGUGAAACAGCUCUGUGACCUUCUGAAGCAUGCACACUGCAGACUAAAUACUCUGAGGUUGAUCAGCUGCAGUUUGUCAGAGAUCAGCUGUUCUUCUCUGGCCUCAGCUCUGACCUUUAACCCCUCACAUCUGACUGAACUGAACCUGAGAGGAAACAACCUGAAGGUUUCAGAUGUUCAGCAGCUGAAGAGUUUUGUAAAGAAUGUAAAGUUCUGAAAACGUUUCCAUGAAGAUGAACUGAGAUCAACGUUGUUCACGUUUAACGUCUCAUGUGAAGCUGUCGGUUCAUUUUUAUCUCUUUUUCUAUAACAUGUAUUUUCUUUUCAAGCUAGACUUAAA